Mangifera indica (mango) is the source of this 701-nucleotide messenger RNA. Its product is annotated as protein TIFY 5A-like. Gene Ontology annotation, biological process: regulation of defense response; response to wounding; regulation of jasmonic acid mediated signaling pathway. The record is from RefSeq and is a predicted model, not a curated record. Bases 61 to 483 code for a protein of 140 amino acids. Gene Ontology annotation, cellular component: nucleus. NCBI's taxonomy places the organism in Eukaryota, Viridiplantae, Streptophyta, Magnoliopsida, Sapindales, Anacardiaceae. The transcript has 3 exons.
CGUGUUCAUUUAUUAUUUAUACCUUUCUCGCUCCAAUUUUCCCUUCAAAUCUCGUUAAACAUGAAGCGGAACUGCAACUUGGAGCUUUGCCUUCUUCCUCCUUCUUCCACUACCGCCGCCUUAGAGGAGGAGUACAGCGGCCGCCGCCACCGCCACCACCACCAAAACAUAAUGGAUCAAGAGUCGAGUUCAAGCCCACAUUACAUUAAUCAGCGGCCGCAACAGUUAACCAUUUUCUACAAUGGAAGGGUUUGCGUUUGCGACGUUACAGAAUUUCAGGCGAGAAACAUUCUAUUGCUGGCGAGUCGAGAAAUGGAAGAGAGAGUAAAAACGCCGACGGGAUCAGAACCGGCGUCGCCGUCUCUACCUUCUCAGUUAUACAGCCCGCCUUCAACUUCUGGUCUUUCCAUGAAGAGAUCUCUUCAACGUUUCCUGCAGAAGAGAAAGCACAGAGCUGCAGCAACAUUUCCAUACGGACAAUGAUGAAACUGAUAAUUAGUUAUAAAUUUUAAUUAUACUGAAGAUGAGAAAUCAUUAACAGGCCGUGUACAUUUAUCGUUUUUCUUGUGCGUUCAUCAUGAAUCACGAUCAGAGGAAACUACUGCAGUGGGUUUGUAUUUUUUUUUUUUCCUCCUUUAAAUAUCUUGAUUAAUUAGUGAUAGUCACAAAACUUUCUAUAAAGUACUAGGCAUUUAAGGUUA